AUGCCUCAUGUUGAAAAUGAAAUUGUGCAAAAAGCAUAUACACCUAAUCCACGUAACAACUCUGCGAUUUUUAAGAUAUUUGAUAACGUUCAGUACAAUGUUGUUCAACACAAAAAAUAUGCAAAGGAAAUGAUUAAACUUUACAGAAAGUUAGAUGAAAACAUAUUCAGAGAAAGCUUUAAGAAUGCCCUUCACUAUUUGUUUACUUUCGGAGACACCAGUACAAAUGUGGAUCGAGUUAUUCAAUUUGUUGCAACAUUUUGCACUUCACUUGAUGAUGAAGAGGAAUUCCUAAUGUUUAUAUUUAACAUUAUAUUUGAAUGUCAAUGUGUGUCUGGACAAUCGGUCAGAUAUAGAGCAAGUCAGCUGCUGGCAGCUGUGCUAGCAGCUCUUGGUGAUGAUGCGUCAUUGGAUGAUGAUCUGUGUGACAAGCUUCUUACUUCACAGCUCCAACGCCUACAAGAUACACGUAGUGCCGUACGAUGCCGUGCUGCAAUGGCAUUGCAAAGACUUCAGAAUCCCAUGGAGUCUGAUGAUGAAGUCACCCGUGCUUAUCUCUUCCACAUGAGUUGUGAUCCUAGCUCAUCUGUUCGAAGAGCAAUACUUAUGUCUAUAGCAAAAUGUGUACGUAAUGUCCCAUUUGUGUUGGAGAGACUAUGUGAUGUUGAUGAUGCAGUCCGCAGAGCGGCAUUUCUGUACAUAUCAGCUAUUGAUGUCAAACUUCUAAGAGUUAAGCAGAGGCUUCAUACUUUGAAGGUUGGCUUAACAGAACGAAACCCGCGCGUACGACGAGUUGUAGAAGAAAUAUUAAUACCAGGAUGGCUGAGUUCUUUUGAAGGAAAUAUUGUAUACUUACUCAAAGCAAUACGUCUUGAUAAUAUAAAUGAUGCUAAAGAUUCCCAAUAUGUUGCCGGAAAGUUAUUGGAGUCUUUAUUUAAACGUUUACCAAUAUCGGAGCUUUUAGAAUGGCUGCCCACGGACAAGAACUUGAGGUUAAUUCCAGCUGAAAAACUUAAUAAGGAAACAGCUUGGUAUUGGCGCCAUCUAGCGGAACAUUUACAGAAGAUUAACGAUGACGAAACAUUGGAAAUGGUCAUUCCUGACUUGGUUGUUUUAAUUGGAUACAUAAGAGCUAUAUUGGAAUCCCCGUGCCCAUCAGCUACGGAAGACCAAGUGGGUUUUAGCACCCGUCAGUAUGUGCUCCAUGAAUUAGCCUGUAUGCUUAAAGUAUAUGAUACCACCGAUCCCAUGGGCAGGACAGCGUUACAGACGCUCAUAACUGAUGCUCUUACUGGUGAUUACGGCUAUCUGGACUGUGUCGUCAUUAGGGCCUUCGUAUCAGCACUAGAGUUGGUUAUAUCGGAUAUAACUCUUCGUUUAGAAGUUAUUUACUCUGCGAUAUCUUCUUUGCGAGAUCCUGAAGUGGAAGUGUCGCUGGUAUCAUUGCCUGUUGAUAGUGAUGAGAUCAAAUUAAAGAGGGCUAGACUAAGAGUCUCUUUAAAUGUUGCAACUGAUGCGCAAGACGAAGCGGUGAGGGAACAAAACUAUGAGCUCGCAGCUGAAUGUAAAGCAAAGGUAUCUGAAAUUCAGCAGAAACUUCAAGAACUUGAUACACAGACAGCCCCACCACCGACGAUGCCAACCAUUCGAGAAAGGAGGUCAGAUAGUGAAACAUUGGAGAAAUGCCUUAUUAUCAUCAAUAGUGCGCUUGACACACCUCAGUUAAAGACUGUCACGCCUAUUUUAAAUACAAUGUUUGAAGAACUAAAGUCUGACAUACUAGAAAACGAAGAUAUAACGGAACAUGCUCUUGAAACAGUAGCAUUGUAUGGAAUGUUGGACAAGGAGUACGUGAACAAUUAUAAGGCGUUCUUCUUUCGUAAUUUAGUCCUAUUAUCGGAAGAGACCAGAGUUGCAACCGCUCUUCGUUGUGUAGUCGAUUUGUUAUGUGUGCACGGGGCUAAAGUCUUUGAAGAUGGAAUGCCCGACCCUAAAGUUACAAAGAAACGAAAUACGCAACAUACACUAGACGAUGACGACGACACAGUAAACGAAUCCGAGAUAUCUCUAUCGUCAAGCCACAGUACAACUAUCGAACUACUUUUAAAACUUAUGGAGAAUCCGUGUCCAUCAUAUCGACUCAUAAUAGUGGAAGGUAUUUGCAGAUUGUUAUAUUUGGGUCAUUUGGAGUCACCAGCUAUACUUAGCAGAUUGAUGAUAUUGUGGUUCAACCCUGCUACUGUCGAAGAAGACAUGUUAAGACAAAUAAUUGGAGUAUUCUUCCAAGCGUUCCCCGUAGGCGUAGACGGGGCUCAGGAACAGAUACAGAAAGCGACGUUGCCGACUCUACGUGCUCUCGCAAAUGCGCCCGCCAGUUCACCCAUUGCAGAAAUAGAUCAAGAGGCAGUUGUGAGAUUUAUUGUCUCGCUUACACGACUUAAUAGUGAGCUUAUAGAUAGCCAAGGCGCAAUGGCAAUGGUGCUAUGCGGUCACUUGGUUCGUCAUCCGAGUGCACCCGAAGCGGGGCUCGCGUGCCGGAUGCUCGCGCUUUUAUCUCCACCACGGGAGACCCAAGUGGCUAUCGAUCUUGCUACCAUGUUGAGGGAAUUGUGUACGAAAUUACCUGACAAACAAUCAUGCCGUAACUUGACAAGAUAUCUCGGUGCUCUGGAAGCGAUAGAAAGGGCUAGUCUUAGUAAAAUGUCUAGUAUAGGUAUCACAGAUAAUGCUCGACCAUCUGAAGAUAGUUUAGGUGUGUUUGGCCGGGCAACUACGUCGUUACCUCAACCAUUAGCGCGUAGCACACAUGUUGUCAUAAACGAAACUGUCGAAGAGGAAGUGGAAAUAGACGAAACGUCACCCACUGAGCCAUCUAAAAUACCUGAAGACCCAGAAACCGAAGUCAAUAAGGACAACGAAGUGGUGUCCUCAGAUCCAAAUUCCGUUCCGGUUUCACAAGAUCUAAGGAGUGACUCGGACAGUGACAUAUCACCAGUUAAGAAACCUAAAAUGACUAAAGGAAAGAAAAAGAAAUUGCCUGUAACGAAGGAAACUACGCCACCAGAAGAGGAACCUACCCAGUCCAAAAAUAAAGUAAACUCAAAGGAGAAGAAAAAGAAAGGUUAUAAGAGGAGUCGGUCAGAAAGAUCUGUAGUUGAUAUUGAUAGAGCAAAUGGGAAAACAGUGGAGAAACAGAAAUCCCAAGAAAAACAGAAGUCCCCAUUAAGUUCGUCGCCAUUCAGCGACUUGGACGCAUCAAAUGUUACCGUUCGUAAAUCUUCUCAAGUUGCACAAUCCAGUACAAGUUCUGACACAGACAGAAGUCAGAAGAAGGACAAAAAGAAGAAUACGCAGAAGAAGAAGAAAGAAGUGGUAGCCCCUCGCCGUUCGACUCGAUCAUCAAUGGGUUCUCGCAACAGUACAGGUAGUCCACAGUUCAUGCACGACUCAUCAGAUGAUACGCAACUCCAUACUAUAAUAUAUGAUAAUGAAAUUCAACAAGAAGUGCUUAAUAUGUCAGAGGAUGAUACGAGUAGACGCGCGUCAAAAUCAAACGUGACUGUGCCAGAGACGCCGGAAAAUAGCCAAUCAUCAGAAUCUGAUCCAGAACCUGUGCCUGCGAAAGGCAAAGGAAAGAAAGGAAAAAAUAAAUAA
Messenger RNA from Pieris macdunnoughi, 3654 nucleotides. The record is from the annotation of a GenBank genome assembly. Lineage: Eukaryota; Metazoa; Arthropoda; Insecta; Lepidoptera; Pieridae.